Molecule: messenger RNA, 4581 nt
Organism: Dipodomys spectabilis (banner-tailed kangaroo rat)
Lineage: Eukaryota; Metazoa; Chordata; Mammalia; Rodentia; Heteromyidae
Gene: Epn2
Product: epsin 2
Exons: 12
Coding region: 402-2324 (640 amino acids)
Biological process (GO): endocytosis
Cellular component (GO): plasma membrane; endosome; clathrin vesicle coat
Molecular function (GO): phospholipid binding; clathrin binding
Source: RefSeq, a predicted model, not a curated record
GCCAUGUUGGCUGGUGUGUGGGUGUCAAACGCCGCACGGGCUCGGGUCUCUCCCGCCUCUCCAGCGCUACCGGCGGCUGCAACCGCGCAUUCGCGCGGGCUGGGAAGAGCUGAGUAUACAUACAGUGCUUGUUGCUGGGUACUCACUGUGAAUGAAAUUGAUGGAGCUUAUCAGGCUCAAGGACCAGAGCCCCAUACCAGAGAUGUGGACUUUACUCUAGUUCUGUCAUGGCUUCCAACUUCUCAGGUCUGGGGCUCCAGAGGAGGAAAUGACUGUUCAGGACUCUUGCUCUUACUCCAGCUGGAUAACGGAAAACUGGACCUUCAUAGGGUGCAGACUUACCAAGGAUAGGAAAGUUUCUCUCUUUGAAGGACUUUAAAUUUGCAACAAAGAACAUAAAAAUGACCACUUCAUCUAUCAGGCGGCAGAUGAAAAACAUUGUGAACAAUUACUCAGAGGCAGAAAUCAAAGUCCGAGAAGCCACUUCCAAUGAUCCAUGGGGCCCAUCCAGCUCACUGAUGACCGAGAUUGCUGACUUGACUUACAAUGUAGUGGCCUUCUCAGAGAUCAUGAGCAUGGUAUGGAAGCGGCUUAAUGACCAUGGCAAGAACUGGCGGCAUGUGUACAAGGCCCUGACACUGCUGGACUACCUCAUUAAGACGGGUUCUGAGCGGGUAGCCCAGCAGUGCCGGGAGAACAUCUUUGCCAUCCAGACCCUGAAGGACUUCCAGUACAUUGACCGUGAUGGCAAAGACCAGGGCAUCAACGUGCGGGAGAAGUCAAAGCAGCUGGUGGCACUCCUCAAGGACGAGGAGCGACUGAAGGCUGAGAGGGCCCAGGCUCUCAAAACCAAAGAGCGCAUGGCCCAGGUGGCCACUGGCAUGGGCAGCAACCAGAUCUCCUUUAACCGAGGCUCCAGCCAGCCCAACCUCUCCACCAGCUACUCGGAGCAGGAGUAUGGCAAGGCUGGAGGGUCACCAGCUUCCUACCAUGGCUCACCCGAGGCCUCGCUGUGCCCCCAGCACCGCACAGGGCCCCCGCUGGGUCAGAGUGAGGAGCUGCAGCCACUGAGCCAGCGCCACCCCUUCCUGCCGCACCUGGGGCUGGCUUCCCGCCCAAAUGGCGACUGGUCCCAGCCCUGCCUCACUUGUGACCGCGCAGCCCGAGCUUCCACCUCCCCACGGGUGUCCUCUGAGCUGGAGCAGGCCCGGCCACAGACGAGUGGAGAAGAGGAGCUGCAGCUGCAGCUGGCGCUUGCCAUGAGCAGAGAAGUGGCUGAGCAGGAAGAGCGCCUCAGGCGGGGUGAUGACCUCAGAUUGCAGAUGGCCCUGGAAGAAAGCCGGAGAGACACAGUUAAAGUUCCCAAAAAGAAAGAGCUUGGCUCCCACCCACAGCAGACCACCCUGCUGGAUUUAAUGGAUGCUCUUCCUAGCUCAGGCCCUUCUGCCCAGAAAGCCGAGCCCUGGGGCCCAGGGGCAUCUGCUAAACAGACCAACCCAUGGGGUGGGUCAGCAGCUCCCACAAGCACUUCGGACCCUUGGCCAUCAUUUGGUCCCAAGCCAGCUGCCUCUGUGGACCCCUGGGGAGUACCCACCACAGCCAGUACACAGUCUGUCCCCAAGAGCUCAGAUCCCUGGGCAGCGUCGCAGCCGCCUGCCCCCAGUGCUGGGAAGACAACAGACGCCUGGGGCGCAGCCUCCGCUGCCAAGCCCAGCUCGGCCUCGGGGUCCUUCGAGCUCUUCAGUAAUUUCAAUGGUACAGUUAAAGAUGACUUUUCUGAAUUUGACAACCUGCGGACUUCAAAUAAACCAGCUGAGUCUGGGGCCUCUAUGCCAUCCCAGAACAAUGGAACCACAAGCCCUGACCCCUUUGAGUCUCAGCCUCUGACUGUUGCCUCAAGCAAGCCCAGCAGUGCCCGGAAAACUCCUGAGUCCUUCCUAGGCCCCAAUGCAGCCCUGGUGAACCUGGACUCACUGGUGACAAGGCCCACCCCGCCGGCACAGUCCCUCAACCCCUUCCUGGCACCAGGUGCUGCGGCCCCGGCUCCCGUCAACCCCUUCCAGGUGAACCAGCCCCAGCCACUGACGCUUAACCAGCUGCGGGGGAGCCCUGUCCUGGGGAGCAGCACAUCCUUUGGUUCUGGUCCAGGGGUGGAGCCCAUGGUUGUGGCCUCCAUGACCUCAGUGGCCCCACACUCAGCUCUGGGGGCUGGGGGCUCCUCUUUGACACCACUGGGCCCCACAACAAUGAACAUGGUGAGCAGCGUGGGCAUCCCCCCUUCGGCAGCUCAGGCUUCCAGCACAACCAACCCUUUCCUUCUCUAGUGCUGGGACCCAGGACCUGCCCAGAGCAAGUGCUUGGAGCACCCCUGGGAGCACCGUUCCGGAGGACUCUGGGCAGGGGACUCUAAUUUGUUGGGGGUGAUGGCUGAGAGUGUGGUGGGUGGGUGGGGGUGGGGCUUUUUAUUUCCAGCUUCCUGGUGAAAGGGUUGUUAUAGCCAAGACCCUCCUAGCCUGAGCGGCACAUGGGGGGGCCCCCCAGGCAGGCCCCUCUGCUCCUCCCAGCGCUCAGCUCCAACCCGGCUCCUCUGAGACCUUGGACCAGGAGGCCCAGUCGCCAGUGUUGCCCUCGCCCCAGCCUCAGCCCAAGGGUCCUUGAGACGCUGCCUAGCCCAGGACUUGGGAUAGUCACCACUCGUCUUUGCCCCCACCACAGCCCUGGGGACCCCGCUGGCAGCCCUGGGUGUGGAUGGGAAGACACACAGGCCCACUGGACACUGACCUUCGGGGAAGUGGCUGUGAGUCUCUUUACUUCUUUUGACUCCUGUGAGUUCAGAGUACACUACCACCGUGGACAACUCAAAUUAAACCCACUAGAGCGAGCUUUAAAACUAAUCUGAGCAUAACCCUGCCACGUGGCUCUAUGCUUGUACACGUUUGCACAUAUUUUGUUUAGUACAGUUUCAUAUUUGAGUUUGCAGAAUUAUCUAAUAGUCUUUUUUUGGCUAAUAUUUUUAUAACGUGGUUCUUAUUUAACUGUCUAGUUUUGAUAGAAUUUACCAGGUCUGGCUGAAUUAAGAUCUUGGCACAUGUCAUUUUAGUGGUCUAAAUUCUCUUAUUUAUGGUCUAAUUCUUAAGAAAAUUUUAAAAAGGAGAGAUGUUUGGAUGACAAAAAUAUGCCUUAUGGAAAAACUAAAGCAAAUUCUUUAUAGGAAAAAAUAUGAGAAUUUGAUUACAUGAAAACGAUAUUUAAACACACAAUUCCAACAGCAACAAGAACUCAGCCUCCAGUUGCCUUUCCUCUCUCUGGCUCCCUGUUUUUGGAGAAUUACCAAACCAAAUGACUCUCAGUCUUUUGGGCUAGACCCCAAGAGAAGCUUUUUUCUUACCAAUAUACCAACAUCCUGAAAGUUAAAGGAAAAAAAAAAAUCUAACAUAUGAAUGUGACUCUAUAGUUUUUGUCAACUAAUUCCCUUUUAGUGGGGCCCGCAGGGAUCAACAGGGACUUCUGUUUACAGUGGAUGGGAAGUGGGGAGACCAUGAGUGCUGUGGCUUCACUCCCUGGCUCUCCUAGCUCCUUGGCUCUGUCCACGCUCAGGUUACUGGGGGGGAUUGUGUGGAAAUGGCGGGGAGUCUUUGCCCACAGUCCCUGGGAGGGUAGUCCCCACGUCUAGACAGGUGAGGGGACCAAGGCUGGCCCUAUUCUGUCUUACUUGGCAGCUCCAGACCUAGGCUGCUGAGAACUAAUCAUCUCUUAAUUGGGAGACAGAAAACGUCCAUUCUCGCUUGGGAUGGAUUUUUAACAAACAUGCACUAAGAUUAUUUCCCUGUCCCGACCUCCUGCUGUCCUCACCCUUCCCACUACUGUACUACAGUGUUAUGUCCCAAAUUACACAGCAGAGACUUACUUGUUCUCCCCAGGGAAGGGACAAGCCCUCAAUGCUGUGUCCUGCCGCUUGUCUGGUGAGCAUUCCUAGCUCACCUUGCAAUGCGGACUUCUCACCUCCAGCUCCAAGGGCAGCAGGCCCUCCUACCAGCCCCUCUCUGGUUCAGAAGAUCCGAUCCUCAGCACCACACAGGAGGGGCUCCGGAGUGGUCUCAGGGCUACAGGAGGCCCCUCUGGCUGCUCAGGCCAAGUUCCUUACCAGCCACUCCUUCCAGGGCCUAGGCCUGGGCUGUGGCUCCCAUGCCAUUCAGGAAGGUUGGUGGCUGGGCUCCUCUGCCUAGGGGAAGGUAGAUAUGCCUGCCCAGGACGGUGCUUCCCCAAAACAUGUGGGGCCUGGGCCACAGGCCAACACUCCAGAAACACUGCCUGGGUCCAGUGAUUGUCCUGUAGCAGCAAGAGCCCUUCCUGAUGGGACCGAAGCCCACACGCUGUCCCUGUUAUCCACUGCACUGAUCAUGAAGCCACCGGCCACUGCCACGCGUGAUAUACAUGCCACCGUGCCCCUCCUGAUAAGUACCAUGGUGAAAGAAGUCACCAGCUAUGCCUCAGUCCCAGGGGCCAGUGGCUGCUUUUGAACUUGUGUUGACUGUUGAUACUUAUUUACUGUAUAAAUAUAAUUUAUCAUUUGUAUCAUGA